Molecule: messenger RNA, 4169 nt
Organism: Esox lucius (northern pike)
Lineage: Eukaryota; Metazoa; Chordata; Actinopteri; Esociformes; Esocidae
Gene: acvrl1
Product: activin A receptor like type 1
Exons: 11
Coding region: 619-2127 (502 amino acids)
Biological process (GO): heart development; angiogenesis; protein phosphorylation
Cellular component (GO): plasma membrane; BMP receptor complex
Molecular function (GO): transforming growth factor beta receptor activity, type I; SMAD binding; ATP binding
Source: RefSeq, a predicted model, not a curated record
UUAUAUUUAAAAUCUCUUAGGCCUAAUCUUGGUCUUGAAUCAGGAAGAGAGCAAAGUUGGGUUCGUAGGAAGUCUAUAUACUAGACAGGGCCAUGGGCUGUUUGUGAACUUCUUUAAAAGCGGAAAACCGACCUUUUGCGUGUUCCAUUCUCGAGCUUCGUGUUUUCGGUUUAUCAGUGGAAGAUUUUAGAACGAGAUACAUCCGUCACUUCGCCGCGCUUCACACAAGACUACUUGGACUGACUAAAUGUCGCAUUUAUGGACAUAUUUUGGAGCGUCGUUCAUUUUUUGUUAGUCUUUUACGGAGUUUCAGUUUAGAUUAUAUUAAUAGAGGCAGUGAAAUUGGUAAUAGUCACUAAGUUGAAACAGAAAACGAUGUGGAGACGUUUUAGGAUUCAACAUCUGGAACAGAAAGCGUUCAUCGAACUCAAAUGUUGACUCAUGAAUGGAAGACGAUUCACAUAAGCGUAUAUGACGUCUAUGAGUAGUUUAAGACGUUAAAGUAGUAAAGUAGUUUACUAUGGGACAAACGUGGCGCAUUUCUGUUGUGAUACAUGCUUUGUCGUCCCUGUGAAAAGCAAGAAGAAAGUAAGCUGAGCGUAAAAGGAAAAAUCAGAGAUGGGAGGUGCUGCCAUGCUCACUGUGGCACUCACUGGAAUUUGCCUGUGGAUGUCUACAACUGUAGCAGAUCAGUUGUCUGCGAGAUCAUCAUCAGACGAUGAGCUGCUGUGCACAUGUAAGAACAUUAAAGGGACGUGCAGCAGCGACGGCACCUGCACCGGGUUCCGCUGCUUCUACACGAUCGUGCACGGCCGAGAGGAGAGGGGCUGCUUCCAGAGGGACCACUACAGAGAGCAGUGCACCACCAACGGCAUCCCUGAACUCUAUGUCCACUGCUGCUCACAGAGCAUGUGUAACGCCAACAGCACUUCUCCAACCCCAGUACCUGAACCUCCUCGUUUCCUGCCUGUGGCUGUUCCCCUGCUGGUCCUGCUGCUGGUAUUUGUUGCGGCGUGUGGCCUGGCGAUGUGGAUCCGCUUCAGGCGACAGCACCACCGUCUGGCCAACACCAAGGACCACGACGUCACCAUGCUCAAGGCCCCCAGCAAAGCAGAUCCCACAUACGAGGACAUCUUCGAUGAGUUCUGCACAUCCGGCAGUGGGACUGGCCUGCCUUACCUGGUACAGAGGACCAUGGCUCGGCAGAUUUCUCUAGUGGAGUGUGUCGGUAAGGGCAGGUAUGGAGAGGUCUGGAGAGGCACUUGGAUGGGAGAGAGUGUUGCAGUGAAGAUAUUCUCCUCCAGAGAUGAGCAGUCUUGGAUCCGGGAGACAGAGAUCUACAACACUGUACAGCUCAGACACGAUAACAUCCUGGGCUUCAUUGCAUCUGAUAUGACGUCUAAGAACUCCAGCACUCAGCUGUGGCUGAUCACCCACUUCCACGAGCUUGGUAGUCUCUAUGACUUCCUCCAGUACAGCAUCCUGGACCCUGAGCAGUGCCUGAAGAUGUGCCUGUCCGUAGCCUGUGGCCUGGUCCACCUGCACACAGAGAUUUUCAGCUGCCAGGGAAAGCCAGCCAUCGCUCACCGAGACCUGAAGACCCGAAACAUCCUAGUCAAGUGGAACGGACAAUGUUGCAUCGCGGACCUCGGCUUGGCUGUGAUGCACUCUCAAACCAGCGACUUCCUGGACGUGGGGAACAACCCCCGGGUGGGCACCAAGCGCUACAUGGCCCCGGAGGUCCUGGACGAGAGCAUCCGCAUGGACGUAUUCGAGUCCUACAAGCAGACAGACAUCUGGGCUCUGGGCCUGGUUCUCUGGGAAAUUUCCAGGAGGACCGUUGUCAACGGGAUAGUGGAAGAGUACCGGCCACCUUUCUUUGACAUGGUGCCCUCUGACCCCAGCUUUGAGGAGAUGAAGAAGGUGGUGUGUGUGGACCAGCAAAGACCUGGUCUACACAACAGACUGCACUCUCACGUGAUCCUGUCUUCAAUUGCAAAGAUAAUGAAGGAGUGUUGGUUCCAGAGCCCCCCAGCUCGCCUCACAGCCCUACGUGUCAGGAAGACCCUCUCCAAGCUGACCCAGGACCACGAGUACCCCACAGAGAAACUCAAAAUGGACGUGUAGUCCUAAUGACUCCAACUGAACUGCAAGCAGGAUGUUAAGACCCAAGUAUAAGACUACAACACACCAAACAUCAGGCUUGUAGUCUCGCAUUAGAGAUCGUAAUAUCUUUUUCCACUGCUUAAGACUGUACAGUGUUCCAUGUUUCUGGUGCUUCUUCCUCAAAUACCUCCACAAACCUGAGUAUAUUGCCUGGAUCACUACAUCUGGAAUCCAGAAGUUUGUGUAUUACAUUUGGCAUAUCCAUCUGCCGAGAUCGGGAAUGAGACCAUCAGUUAUGGAACAAUAAGGACUUGGAUUUUUCUAUGGACAAAACCAUUUGUAAUUGCCUGAUUAUUAUUCUGUGGAACAGCUGAAAGGACAUUUCACGAACAUGGUCAUUGUCCUCUGCUGGAGGCCUACUGUAUUGCGAGAUCUGCAGAAUUUAGUAGUUGUCCCUGUGAAAAGCUUUUUCCUGUGAUGGUUUUGGAAUGGAUGUCUCAUCAUUGGCUCAGCAGUAAACCAUGUCGGCAUAAGGCUGUGGUCACGAGGAGACAUGCAUACAUUCAUGUGGGACACUAAAAUCUGCGUAGGAUUUCGUUUGAUAUGGUUUGUAACCAUUUGAACUGCAGUUUGUACAAUGUGUUUCUAAUUUACCAAAUGUUUGACAUAUUACACAGUUGCUAAACCUACGAUAUGUUAGGAAUUCCUUGAUAGGAUGACGGUUAAGGUGAACAUAUUAAGGAUUGCUUCAAGCUUAUGUUCUCGGUUAGGUAUCUGGGUUGAGGUGUAGAUUAGGCUUAGGUAGUACUGUUGUAAAGUUAGGUAUUAUGGGUGGUCAUUUUGAAUGGUUAAGGGUUUAGGUUUUGGGAAAGGCCUGCGAAUAAGACAAUCAAAAAAGCAGAUUGAUUCCCAAUUCCUCUGGGGUCCGAGGUAGACCAUAUCUUAUGAGACAUAAGUAUGUGAUGAGGGAUAAUCAGAGUUCAGUUGUGUCCAAUAUGUACCUGACACACAUGUAUCCGAAAUACAUCGAUUGCCAUAUAAUGGUUCAUAAUCACAUUAUUCAUUAAAUAGACAAAAAGGGAUUGUGGUAAAAACACACUACAUUUUCUACAGAAUGUGCUCUCUUCCACUUGUUUGCGCAGUUUCACUCAUUUUUCAUACAGUCUAUUGCUGGGGCAAACAUUGCCUGGCAUGUUCAAAAAGUCAGUCCAUAAAAGCGCAUUUGAGAUAUCUGAUAGCGGACUGGUAAUUUAACACCGGCGGUGUCCUGACCGAAAGUCAAGCGCGUGUCCUUCACAACAGUCUUCUAAUAUAAGCCUAACGACCACACUUCGCAAUGGAAAAGCUUCUGAUCUCAUAUCUCCAGUGGGAUCAUCAAGAACAUUAUGAAAUAUGGUCAGGAUAUGUCUUAAUUAGAAUAUUGGAUUCAGUCUGUGUUUUCAAUAUUAUUAAGCCCGUCUGAGAUCUGUGGCCACAUUGCUGAUCUGACUUGGGAUUCGACUCUCAACUGCAUCGUUCAUACCCAACCCAGUUGGAUACCGAGUCAGAUUUCUGUACUUCAUAUCCAACCGUACCGAAUGUACCACAUUGUACUAAUUCCAGCAUCCCAGAUGUUUGUACACAAUGGUCUGUUUGUGAGACCAGAUUGGUCUUACAGUGGAAUUGUUGCUAGUGGAUGUGAAUGUCAGGCUAGUGUCUUAUUUGUUUUAAUGCACUAUAGGGGAUUUAUACAUAUUGAUUGAUUUUUUUAUUUCCUGGAAGCUUUUUGAGCUGACGUUAUGCGAUAACCUGGUAAUUCUGCCACUUACGGAAAUGUGUUACAUAAUAGAAACACCUAGCUAAUUAACAAGUUGUGUGUGUGUAUAUAAGAAUAAUUAUGUAUCUUUCACCAGCAUUGGAUAUCCUGUGGAAGAAUUAUUUUAUGACAUUGAUUAUGUUCAUUUUGAUUUGUUUUCAUCUAAAAUGGUACAGGCUAUAUACUUCCAGUACAGAAUUAACAUCGGUAUAGUUACUACCUGUCAACAAUUCUUAAAAGGGAAAUAAAAACAACGUAACAUUUUUAA